Messenger RNA from Leptopilina heterotoma, 3867 nucleotides. Its product is annotated as cilia- and flagella-associated protein 65. The transcript has 18 exons. The record is from RefSeq and is a predicted model, not a curated record. Bases 1 to 3867 code for a protein of 1288 amino acids. Lineage: Eukaryota; Metazoa; Arthropoda; Insecta; Hymenoptera; Figitidae.
AUGUGGGACUGCAAACUUGAAAAUAAUACAAAAACACAAAUUCUUGAUGUGGAUUUCGGAUUAGUAGAAAAUGGAAAGACUGGUUUUAAAAUUGUUAAAUUAUUUAACAAAACGGAUGUGGAAAAGUCAUACGAGGUGCAAAGGGAUCCUUCAACAAAUCCAAUAGAUAAUGUCUUCGUAAUGAAGGAAUAUUCUUGGCUAUUAGAUUCUGGAUGUGAAUAUUCGUGUCACAUGACUUAUCAACCACGUGUGCCAUUUUGCAAAAAUACUGAUUAUUUCACAAUAGUCGACAAUGAUGGAAUUGAAUGUUUGAAAAUUGUCGCCAAAGGAAUUAGCACAGGUCCAAAGAUUGAAUUUUCCAAAACAAAAUUGAUAUUUUAUUUAGACGAGGGAGAAAAAGAGGAAUCAAUGAAGAGGGAAAUAAAAAUUAGGAACAUUUCGAAAGUGCCAGCAAUUUUUCAAUUUGAUGUCGACGAGGAGCAUUGUUCUUUUAAAGUAACUCCUUUAACUGGUGCGAUUGAACCGUCUUCAUUUAUUAAUAUCACAAUUUUCUUCGUUCCUUCUGCGACUGGAAUCUUCACCUAUUAUCUACCUUGUUUAUUUCUCAAUCACAGACCAAUGAUGAUUGAAUUGUACGGCUGCCUUGGAUCAGAAUACGCCAGUAAAAAUGAAUUUCAACGGGAUGUUUUAGCUUUUGCUCUGCCAGAGCAAGAAGGAUAUGAAAAUUACAUGAAUAACGUGAGUAAUGUUCGAAGGAGGGAACCGCCAUUAAUUUCCUUAUCAAAUAAUUACAUUGACUUUGGACAAGCAUCUAUUGGAUUUAAAAAUUACAAUCGCAGACCUCCUCAAACAGUCUGCUUUUAUAAUCAUUCUUCAAUAAAUUUUCAUCUAACGUGGGGAAAAGUAAAAUCUAAUAUUUUCAAAAUAAAUCCCCCUGAUAUCGAGGUUAAUGAGCAAAAUUCAUUUCUAUUUGAAAUCAGUUUUAAUCCUCGUGAAGAAAAUUCUUUCUACUAUGGAGAAAUUUUACUCAAUAUUUUUAGAAUUGAGGAGAAACAAUUGACAAUUCCGAUGGUAUUGCCUCUGAGAAUAAUGGGUCAUUCAUUUCGUAAAGGAACAAAGAGACCAAUUUCCCAUUACAAAAUUCCGCAAAUUGUUACAAUGCCCGCAUGUUGUCCGAACUAUCCAGUCUACACGACAUUUUUAAUAACAAAACUAGAGAGUCAAUCUCCCCUGAUGUUUCAUUUUUUACCACCAAACCCCACUCACUUCACAGUGAAACCAAUGUUGGGAAUAAUUUACAAAGAUUAUCAAAUAGUAACAGUUGAGUUAUUUCCUGAAGAUGAUGAACAUUUAUAUUACGAACGAUGGGCGAUUCAAUUCAAUGACUGUGAAAAAUCGAAAGAUUUUAUUGACUUUAAAGGAUACGCGGAAUAUUUGAAUCUACAAUUUGAAACUGAUAAUUGUUUUUCAUUUGAUCCUGUUUUUCCCGGAUGUCGUCAAUUUCGUCAAGUUUCGGUUAGAAAUAUUACACGACACUGCAUCAAAUACUCAUUUGAGGAUUUACCAGAGGAGAUAAAAAUCCAAAGUAAGGAGGAUAUUAUUAAUCCGAAUGAAACAAUUUGGCAAAAAUGGAUGUUUCAUCCUUUGGAAAUUGGAAAUUAUAAUUUCAAUGUCAGUUGUAAACUGAUUGCAGUCGAUGGCGAAACAAUGGAAGUGAAAGAUUCUCCAAAUAAAAUGCAUCAUGUUAAAGUAACAGGAGUUAGUGAGGAAGGAAAACUAAUGGCAACACCAGAUGAACUCAUUUUUGACGAAUUAGCCGUACAGAAUUCGAAAACUCUCAACUUCGAACUUAUUAAUUUGAGUCGUGUAGUUGUACACUUUAUAUUAUCAACAAAGCAGAAGAAUUUUCCCAUUGGAUGUCUCGAGAAAGAUGUGAAAAUUUCACCGCAAAUUGAAACAAUUUUACCGCAAGAAAAAAUGAUAAUCAACGUCAUACUGACUCCUCACGAAAAUGGAUUUUAUGAGUUUUAUGUUCAAUAUUCAGUGCGAGUGGAUGCGAAUUCGGAGAAAUUGGUUUUGAAUAAUGAACCAGAAAAUAUUUGUCACGUCAAUUGCGCCAGUGUCCAUCCAACUUUAAUCGUGAAAGAUCUUUUGUACUUUGCAUCACAACCUGGUAUCAGUAAAGUUUCUCUCUGGAAAUCGAUGAAAAUUAAUAAAAUUCAUGAGGAACCACUUCGCAUUGUACUUCUUUUAACGAAUCCAACGAAAUUUCCAGUUUCCUGGUCUUUGAAAAGGAUUCAAAUUUGUUCGUGUGAGAAAAAAUUGAAAUCACGAAGUUUAUCAUUUCAAAGUGUGGUUUAUGAUUGUGUGCAUAGGGAAAUAUUUAAAAUUUAUCCUAAAUCAGGAACAAUUCAGACACGGGGAGAGGAAAGACUUUCGAUGGAGAUUCGCUAUAAUUUAUUGGGAAUAACUGAACUCGAGUGGGAAUUAAUUUUAACUGACAAUAGACGUAUUACUUUAAAAGUCAACUUAAGAUGUGUUUCUGAAGAAUGUGAUGAACUCUUUUUUCAGGACACACUUUUAUCAUUCGAUAAAGUUCACAUUGGAGAUUUAAAUCCGAUUCAUCAGAUGUGCUGGUUGUAUAACAGUACUAAACGGGAAAUUUCCUACAGUCUGGAUGUAAAUACUUUAAAAGAAAUUAAUAGGAAAUUUUGUGCAGAUAUUUUCACUUGUGUCAAUCCUUCGGGUUCUUUGAAAGGAAUGUCUCAUCAACCAAUUAUUUUUAAAUAUCAUCCACGGCAAUUUCAAGAAUAUUUGAUAAAAAUCCCAUUAAAACUUGGCAAAAAGGAAACAGAGUUAAUCAUAAAAGGAGAGAGUUCCCGAGAUCCGAUAACUAAAGUCGUCGAAAGAAUUUCUCCUUAUCAGGAUAAAUUCUCAAUACCGGAAGUACCAGUCUAUUUUAAUACCGAUAGUCUCACUCUUUCUCCAUUAACAACGCAAUCAACAAUUACAAGAAUGAUCAUGAUUCACAAUCGUCAUCCUCAAGAUAUACUUGCAUACACUUGGGAAAGCUCUGAAGUUCCGGAAAUUAUUAAAAUUAGCAUUCAUCCAUCGAGAGGAAGAAUACAAUCUCUAAAAAUGCAGACAUUUUUGUUAACCGUAAUUACCGGCCCUCGACCAUCGAAAAUAACAAUUUGUCUCAAUUGUAAAUUCAUCAAUAUUAGUGAGAAACGUCUUUAUGAAAAGGAAAUUUUAUCUUCGUUGCAUACGUUGAAAUCUUUAGAAAACAAUUUUACUAUCACGGAAAAAGGAAUUUAUUAUCCGAAAGAUGUACAAGAGAAGAGAGAGAAUUUAAAACCAAGCGCACCAUUUUACAAAGGUUUGACGAUUCGCGCCUUUAUUUACAGUAAAGAAGAUUUUGAAAUGAAAGCAACAUUGGAACAACAAUUAAAAUUGAUGCCUACAAAUGAAAUUAAGUUGCACAGCGUGAAAAAAGGAGCAAUUGUUACUGAAAAUAGUUUAAGAGUGUCUGGAUUUAUUCUAGAAUGCAUAAUUUGGGAUAUUUUGAAUAGCAGAGAAUUUCAAUAUCUUAUGAAAGAAGUUAAAAAUGACUCAACGGGUGUGAAAUACUCACAAAUAGUAAUUGAUUCAAGAAAAAGGAAAGCAUUGGUGAGAAAAUCUUUUAUUAAACCACCGAAAAGUAUGAUUGAAAAUAUAUUACAGACGAUGAUAUUCACCAUAAUUCAUGAAGAAUAUGGCCUGGACAGAAAUCAUUUAGUCGAACCAAUUGACAUAAGGCAACCAAGACAACUUACCUAUAGAAAAAAAUCGUCCGGCACCCAAAUGAAUCGGUUCUCGCAAUUGUGA